This is a messenger RNA of Astrephomene gubernaculifera, 2082 nucleotides long. NCBI's taxonomy places the organism in Eukaryota, Viridiplantae, Chlorophyta, Chlorophyceae, Chlamydomonadales, Astrephomenaceae. The record is from the annotation of a GenBank genome assembly.
AGAUAAUACACUCAUCACUCCUUGAAAGCCAACGACUCAUUAGCUGCACUUAGCUGCACAGGCUUGGGACAGCUCCUGCGAGCCAUGCCGAGGGCUGUGGAAGGCCACCGCGAAGAAGUUCUGGCCAGGUUCGCGCCAGAUGUGCCGCAUCAACUUACUCCUGAAGAAGUCUUACGAAACGCUCGAGAGGCAUGCAAUCGGAGCAUAUCGUUCUACGAGGGCUGCCGACAGGAGUACACCCGUGCCCAGCAUGCAAGGCAGUCUAUGUGCAAAGUUCAAUUUGGCGAAUCUCGCUGGUCAGAGGGAGACGAAUCUGGGCCCAGCUGCGACAUCGAGAAUGACAGUGAAAGGGCCGUUAUGGAAUGGGAUGACUGGGACGCGUCGCCUGGACCUGCUGCAGGCCCUCUCGCUUCGCGCCGGUGUCGCACCAACAUCGGGUUCGGAUCUUCCUCGGCUAAUCUUCGCCUCAUGGUUACCUCGGCACCAGAUGUUAUUGAAGUAAGCAAGUACGUUACCGCGCCGGUACCGACACGGUUUAUGUUGGCCGACAUGCCUUCGGGGUCAGUGGCUCCCCAGGCUGCUGAUCGCUCUCCAUCACGCAACAACCGGCCCGACUGGCUCAUUGCCAGCAAGCUCAUGGCACAGACUCGUCGCCGUCGUUCCGCACCGACCGCUCAAGAUUUCCACGAGGCUGCGGCAACCAUGGCUGAAAUUGCUGAGGACAACGAGGUUCCCGAAGGUGGCUGCCCGAACUGGGUGCAGCGCGCUGCACGCCUCACGUCGGAGCGAUUGCAGCAUUCCGCCGCAGGUCGUCUCGACAGGCGGCACCUGCUCCACCUCAUGCAUAACAACGCCGGGCCCGCGGCAGCUUUGGCCGUCGCUGUGGGAGACCUUCCGACUGAGAACCCUGCUAAAGAGCACGAUGACAGCGGCCUUACGAAUAGCGACAGCAUCGGAGCGUUGCAACGUACUGGGGGGCUUACCUCUGUCUCAGCCCCGCUGUACAAGCAGUCAACUCUGCGCGCGCACCGUCGUUCUGUGGACCUCAGCGCCUGCGGUGCACCUCCCUCCCAAUCCGUCCUCCUCAACUGCGUGUCACGCCGCACGGGUCCCACCGCGAGCGAAGGUGCCAACCCUGACAACGCGCCGGUCCGCAACCAGAACGAAGGCAGCAAUCACGACAGUGAAGGGCGCACAAGCAGCUUCCCGGCAAUCUCGUUCCGUCGCAACAGCUGCAGUUUCCGUUCAAAUUUGGAUCCUGGGCUCCACCCCUCUGGUGCUCCUCAGCUGCGUCCGGCGGCGCUUGCUGUACCGCGACUCGGACCGUCCGGCGCAACGUCCCCGGCGUCCUUGCCGCAUAGCGCUUUAUCCUCUGCACAGGCCUCCCCCUCCGCCGGAGGCACAGGCCACGGUACUCUAGGCAGCCCUCCAGGUACCAUUGCGCCGCAGCUGUCAGCAUUGGGCUCCGAAUCAGUCAGCAUGCGCAAGACGGGGUCAGGCUGCCUUCACGGCCGAGACGGUUCGGGCUCACUGUCGUUGCUCCUCGACCGUAACUUUGACGAGGGACCCGCAACUCCAACCGCACUGCCGCCGAAGCCUCCGCUGCUGCAGCAGCAACAGCGGUCGCAACAGCAGGCGGACUCCCCGGCCUUACCACCCGGGUCUACCUCCACGUCGAUCUCGGGUGUUGUAGGCGCUAGCGGCGGUGCUGGCUCCCAUGGGGAGGAGCCGCGCCUCUCGCAAAGCCGUCCAAGGCUUUUGCGUAGUCUUUGCAGCAUCGGCAGCACAAGCAGCAACAGCGUGCACAGCGUUUCGAGCACCAACGGCUGCCUCUCGGCACCUUUGGCCGUGUCAAGCAUCAGCGGGGGCUCUGCGAGUGGCGUCAUGGCGGCCCCGCUUCGAGCGUCUCUCAGCUCGGUCUUCCAGGGACAGGCAGGAGAUGCUUUCUCGUCACCGUCCCUGCCUGGUUGCGCCUCGGACCAAGCCGACUGCCUGACUGCUUUGGUUAAUGAACGAGCCCAAUCGCUUCCCAGUCCAGCACUCCACCUCUCCACGCCCUUUCAAAGCCCCUACUCCUCCGGU